Cydia splendana is the source of this 1083-nucleotide messenger RNA. Its product is annotated as procathepsin L-like. Gene Ontology annotation, molecular function: cysteine-type endopeptidase activity. The transcript has 5 exons. The coding region runs from base 68 to 1054 and encodes 328 amino acids. NCBI's taxonomy places the organism in Eukaryota, Metazoa, Arthropoda, Insecta, Lepidoptera, Tortricidae. Gene Ontology annotation, cellular component: lysosome. The record is from RefSeq and is a predicted model, not a curated record.
AAAUUGUAACAUCAUCAGUGGGUCUACCGGUAACGUUCUAGUAAGCUCAUAACUAUCAACGAACACUAUGUUUGUGCCGAUUGUCCUGGUGACGCUCUGCCUUGCCAGCAGCACGGUCUUGGCUGCUUAUGACAAGCCAUACUACGACGUGGAAGACGCUGAGAACCUUUUCAAGAACUAUGUCCAAGAGCAUAAGAAAGUGUACAACCGAAGGGAGUACUAUGAAAGGCUGGAAAUUUUCAAGGAAACUUUGAAAGACAUAAAUAAGCGAAAUGACAGGUUUCCUGACACUGUGUUUGCAGUAAACCACUUUGCUGAUCUGAAGCCACAUGAGCGGGCGCAAUACCACGGUUUCAAACUCCCAAGUGGAAAUAGGACGAAAGCGGUACUCCUUGAUUUGCCCGAGGUUACAGCUACUGAAUUAGACUGGAGGAAAAAAGAUGCGGUAACUCAUGUGAAGAACCAAGGACGAUGUGGCAGUUGCUAUAUCUUCAGUGCUGUUGGCGAAAUUGAAGGACAGUACGCUAUCAAACACAAACAAUGCCCAGCCUUUUCCGAAGGACAAGCCCUUGACUGUCUUGAGUGUGGAGAUUGCGGAGGAGGAAUAAUGCAUGCCGUUUUUCAGGAAUUAGCUAAAAAGAAGGAAAAGUUAGAGAAGGAAGGAGACUAUCCCUAUGAAGACAAAAAGAAAACCUGUACUGAAGAUAAGAGUAAGGGAGUUGCCUUGGUAUUAGAUGGUAAAGAAGUAGCAGUCCCCAACGAAGAAGUGCUGAAGAAACUGUUGUCAAACUAUGGACCUCUAGCAGUUGCCUUAAACGCCGCGGACUUCGAUCAUUAUAGUAAGGGAAUACUAGAACCGCACCACUGCAAAGGGCAAGAUAUUGACCAUGGCGUGGUCUUGGUGGGAUAUGGAGAAGAAAAUGGAAAACAGUACUGGCUGAUUAAGAACUCGUGGGGAAAGGGUUGGGGAGAGGAAGGCUAUGUGCGACUGCGGCGAGGAGUAGACGCGUGCAAGAUGGGCACGGGCUACACGGCUACCUGCCAUGUUGAAUAACCUUGCUUCAAUCCUGUCUAACGGCUUCA